Molecule: messenger RNA, 2326 nt
Organism: Contarinia nasturtii (swede midge)
Lineage: Eukaryota; Metazoa; Arthropoda; Insecta; Diptera; Cecidomyiidae
Gene: krz
Product: beta-arrestin-1
Exons: 2
Coding region: 596-1918 (440 amino acids)
Biological process (GO): G protein-coupled receptor internalization; signal transduction
Cellular component (GO): cytoplasm
Molecular function (GO): G protein-coupled receptor binding
Source: RefSeq, a predicted model, not a curated record
UACCGCGAUUUUAAUGCUCACUGUCGCUGCUAGUGUGCGAUGUUUUCGACACAUAGCAACCAACUGUCAAAUGACAGUGGCGAACCAACAAAAUAACAUUGAAAAAAGAAAAGAGAGGCACACAACUUAACUCAACUCAACUCAACUAGAUAAAAGACUACAUCGCUUGCACCACAAAUGAAUACCAAGCACCACUCCAAUCGAAAGAAUUUUUUUUUUGUGUGUGUUGUAACGAGAAACAAACGGAUUAUAUUUGAUUUUUAACCAAAAAAAAAUAUAUUUCUUUAUCAAUGUACUCAUUUGAAUAUCAUUUCUCUUCAUGUGAUAAUCGAUUUGACUUUUUCGAUUGUUAGUUUCAAACAAUGCACAAAACAGCAAUAACGUGUGAUAUCUGAUACGGGAGCAAUGUUAGCGGGGUGUUUCAAUUAAUAAUUGCCAUCAAACGAAAAUUAAAGCGCGAGCAAUAUACGAAAGUUAAGCAAAGAAUUUUUUUUUUUUAUACAUUUGUGUUCAUUUGUGUCCAGUAUCCGAUAGAUAAUAGAAAAAAACUCAUAGAAAAUUGAACAAAAGUUAUUAAAACCAACAAAAGAUAGAGAUGUCAACGUCCUUAGUGCCAUUUGGUAAAUUAUCAACUCCAUCGCCCGAUCCGGAGCCAGAUGAAAAUAGUUCGAAACGUCAAGCGACAAGAGUAUUCAAAAAGAGUUCAUCAAAUGGAAAAAUUACGGUUUAUCUUGGAAAAAGAGAUUUUACACACACUGAUCCAAUCGAUGGUGUAGUAUUAUUUGAUCCCGAUUAUGUAAAUUUAAGGGACCGUAAAGUAUUUGGCAGCGUUUUGGCGGCAUUCCGUUAUGGUCGCGAAGAUUUAGAUGUUUUGGGUUUAACAUUUCGUAAAGAUUUGUUUGUUGCACAAGAGCAAAUCUAUCCGAGAACCGAUAAAGAUCGACCAUUAACCAGAUUACAGGAGCGACUAAUUAAAAAAUUAGGUUCAAAUGCGUAUCCAUUUUAUUUUGAAGUACCACCACAUUGUCCGGCCUCUGUAUCACUGCAACCAUCGCCAAAUGAAACGGGCAAACCGUGCGGCGUUGACUAUGAAUUAAAAACGUACGUUGGCGAUCACAUUGAUGACAAACCACAUAAGAGAAACUCUGUACGUUUGGCCAUUCGAAAAAUUAUGUAUGCACCGUCAAAAAUCGGUGAACAACCGUCAAUUGAAGUGAGCAAAGAGUUUAUGAUGAAACCAAACAAAAUUCAUUUAGAGGCCAGCCUGGAUAAGGAACUGUAUCAUCAUGGCGAAACCAUUUCCGUCAAUGUUCAUAUCGCAAAUAAUUCAAAUCGAACGGUGAAAAAAAUUAAAGUGUCAGUGAGGCAAUUUGCUGAUAUUUGCCUAUUUUCAACGGCACAAUACAAAUGCACCGUUGCCGAAAUUGAAUCCGAAGAUAAUCCGGUUGGUCCAGGUUUCACAUUAAGCAAAGUUUUAACAUUACGUCCAUUGCUUAAGGAUAAUAAAGAUAAACGUGGCCUAGCAUUAGACGGUCAACUGAAACACGAUGAUAGCAAUUUGGCGUCAAGCACAAUAAUUACCGAUCCAGCGCAUCGAGAAAAUUUGGGAAUUAUCGUUCAAUACAAAGUAAAAGUGAAACUUUGCAUUGGCGGUCCGAUUUUGGGUGGUGAUCUAGUCGCCGAACUUCCAUUCACCUUGAUGCAUCCAAAACCAGAAGACGAUGAGCCAUGUUUUGCAGUACCAGAAAGAGCCACAACCCGAACAAAUACUGGUUCACACGUUCCAAAAACGGAUGAGCACAACGAAAGUUCAACUAGCGGAAAUCUUAUUCAAUUAGAUGAAGAUGAUGAUUUCAAAGAUGAUGAUAUUAUCUUCGAAGAUUUCGCACGAUUACGUUUAAAGGGUGAAGCUGAUUGAAUGCCACCCAAAUAUCCACAAUGAGAUUUGCUCGUCUUCUUAUCUAUACAUAGCAGUAAUUCUAUUUUAUUUCCGCUUCGAUGUUUCAAUAUAUUUGGCGUAACAUGUAGUGAAAUAGAACAAAAACAACAAAUCAACCGAAAUCUACAUAUAUCUUUGAUUUGGAAUUGAAUUGAACAAAAAAAAAAAAAAAAAAGAAAAGAAACAAGAUUAUUAUUUUUCUUUUGUAAUUUUAAAUAUAUUUGAGAUGAUUGUAAGCCAAGCAAAAGCAACGCACAUGUAUUAGGUUAUGUUCAGUGUUUAAAUGUUUCAAUGUUUUGAUGUUUCUCUAUCGCCUAAAACUGUUCAUAUUCAUUUUUUUUUUACUUUAAUAAAAGAUAUACUUAAAUAGAAACAACAGAAACUCAA